AGGUGGGGAAAAAAUGUAUUUAACGCGGGUCACCGUGACUUAACACAUUUUAUACGGUGUGUAAGUUAAGGGGAAGUGGUUUCGUUGUUCUCAUCCUGCUCCAGGCACCUUAGUUUUUCCUUCUAAUUAGAAUCCAAUCAUAAGGACAUUUUGAGCCUAAACGAUGACAAAGAAAGUGGCGGUGGUAACUGGCGCCAACAAAGGCAUUGGAUUUGCGAUCGUGAAGGAACUUUGCAAGGCUGGUUUUGCAGGGGACGUCCUCCUUACUGCAAGAAACGAGGAGAGUGGACGAGAAGCGGUAGGGAAACUGAAAGAAGAGGGCUGCGUUGCGAUCUUUCAUAAGCUUGAUAUUUGCGAUCAAGAGAGUGCCAAGCGACUGGCCGACUUUUUACGGACGAAUUACGGCGGCAUCGACGUGCUUGUUAAUAACGCAGGAAUCGCUUUUAAAAACGAUGCAGCGGAACCCUUCGGGGAACAAGCGGAGGUGACCAUGCGCACAAACUUCUGGGGCACCCUGUGGGCCAGCAAUGCACUGCUGCCGCUGCUGCGGCCUCAUGCCAGGGUGGUGAACGUCUCCAGCUUUGUCAGCCAGAGGGCCCUGGGGCAGUGCUGCCCAGAACUGCAGGCUAAGUUCCGUGACCCUGAGCUCUCGGAAGAAGAGCUGUGUUCUCUAAUGCGGGAUUUUGUGAGAGCCGCCCAGAAAGGGGACCACCUGACCCAGGGGUGGCCUAGCACCGCAUAUGGCACCACCAAGGUUGGGGUGACCGUGCUGUCCAGGAUUCAGGCCCGAGUUCUGACCCGCACCCGGCCAUCUGAUGGCAUUCUGCUCAAUGCCUGCUGCCCCGGCUGGGUGAGGACAGACAUGGCUGGCCCCAAGGCCACCAAAAGCCCGGAGGAAGGAGCUCAGACGCCCACUUACUUGGCCCUCUUGCCUCUGGGAGCCACCGAGCCACAUGGACAGCUAGUCAGUGAGAAGGUGGUUCAGGAAUGGUAGGGGCCCAGAGGCUGCGAUUGGCCUGUGAUAUGAUGAUUAUUAUUAGCACAGACCCACUUACACUAAUCUGACUAAUUGUUCUGGGCCCAGUAGAUGACCUGUCAUUAAUGUUUUACUGGUCAUAGACUAUUUUUAAAUUACUUGCCAGUGUUUAAGGGUUGUGAUCGUCAUGUAAUCCUACAGAAGAAAUAAAUCCUCUUUACAAAUGUG
Brienomyrus brachyistius is the source of this 1204-nucleotide messenger RNA. RefSeq names its product carbonyl reductase 1-like (gene cbr1l). Gene Ontology annotation, molecular function: carbonyl reductase (NADPH) activity. Lineage: Eukaryota; Metazoa; Chordata; Actinopteri; Osteoglossiformes; Mormyridae. The transcript has 4 exons. The record is from RefSeq and is a predicted model, not a curated record. Bases 164 to 994 code for a protein of 276 amino acids.